Drosophila nasuta is the source of this 2918-nucleotide messenger RNA. RefSeq names its product lysine acetyltransferase chameau (gene chm). Gene Ontology annotation, biological process: regulation of transcription by RNA polymerase II. The transcript is spliced from 7 exons. Gene Ontology annotation, cellular component: nucleus; chromatin; histone H3-K14 acetyltransferase complex. Gene Ontology annotation, molecular function: transcription coregulator activity; chromatin binding; histone H4 acetyltransferase activity. The coding region runs from base 220 to 2733 and encodes 837 amino acids. The record is from RefSeq and is a predicted model, not a curated record. Lineage: Eukaryota; Metazoa; Arthropoda; Insecta; Diptera; Drosophilidae.
ACUCAGCACACAACAAUAACUUAAUUGUGCAUUGCUGUGCAAAAAUAAAAGCAAACAAAAUAUUGCAAAUUGAUGCAUAAUAACUAAAGCAACAAAUACAAACCCAAGUGCAUCGUGAAAUACAUGUCAUCAGUCAUCGUUUACUGCAAAGCAACAAUUAAUUACGGGUGCGUAAACCAUUGAAAAGACAAGUAUUUACCUAUUGUUUACCACACAAACAUGGAAAGUGGCAGCAGCUCAAGUUCCACUUCGGGCAGCACAACAUCAAGCGGCUCAUCCAGUUGCACAGACACAGGCAGCUCUUCAGAUAGCGAUUCCAGCAGCUCAGAUGUGCCACGCGCCGAGGAAUCUAAACCACAUCCCGCAAAACAGCCUCAAAACCCUGUUAGACGCAAAAUACCAGCACCGCCUUCAGCCGACAAUGAGAAGCCAAAGGCUACUGGGAAUAGCAAUGCUGCAUUGGCAACGGCGGCGAGCAAAGUACGUUCUGUGGUGGCCGCCAGCAAUCAGCGCAAUGGCGGACUGUCCAGCGAUGAUGAUGACGAUGACGACGAUGAUGAUGCGCCGCCAGCCAAAAAAAAUGCGCGCACAGUAAACAAUUCAGUGGCACGACGCAAGCCCUCGACAAGCACAGCGCCUAAACAGACAACAGGAGGAGGAGGAGGAAGUGGAGCAGCAACAAGUAAAGCGACACAGCCAGCCAAAGCUCAAGCGCAGCGCAAUGGCGACAACAAUACUAAGCGUCCCUCGCUGAGCAGCAGCUCUAACAGCACCGAUGAUUCGGCGCAUCGUGGCGACACCAAAAAUGGACGCAAAGUGCCGCUGAAGCUGGCGAGCACAGCCACCGCAGUGCGCGCUAAACAAAUGCGCGCCAAAGCGCUGCAAGCCAAGACGAGCAAUAGCAACAGUAACAACAACAGCAAUAAAAAUGGACCAAGGCGCGGCAAGAGCAGGAGCAGCGAUGGCAGCGACGAUUCAGAGAGCGGCUCAGGCUCGGAGACAAGUUCGAUGAGCGAAUCGGAGGCUACAGACUCAAGCAAUUCCUACAGCUCACAGCCGGCGACGGGAAAAUCGAAUGCCAAAGGCAAGCGAGGAACAGCAGCAGCAGCUGGAGACAGCGAGGAGGAACGCAAGGAUAAAGCGAAUCCCAUGCGCAAGUUAACCCGCUCACUGAGCAUGCGGCGCUCCAAGCAACAGCAGCAGCAGGUCAAGCCAGGCAGCGAAACGGAAUCAGAUGCGGAAAUGGAGCAGGAAGAUGACAAGAGUCGUGUGCUGUCCAAGAGUCCUGCGAAGAAAUCAUCCACAACAACAGCAACAGGUCUCAACAGCAGUAAAUGCAAGGUGAAGAAGGAAAGCAGCGUCUUGAGCUCCAUAAAAUCACGACCUGUGUCGCCGGCGCUUCAGCUGGAGAAGAAGUGUCCUAUAGAAGGCUGCGACUCCUCAGGUCAUUUGAGCGGCAAUUUGGAUCGUCAUUUUCUGCCCGAAGCGUGUCCCAUUUACCACAACAUGUCCGCUUCGGAGUGCAAGGAGCGUGCCAACGAACGCAAGCUGCGCAACGAGCAGCGUUUAAAGUUUCCACCCGUCAGCAACAGCAAUUCGAGCACGCCGGGCAAUCAGCACAGCAAUCCCAAGACGUUGACGCCCGAGCAGCGAGAAUUUCUGGCCAAAAUACGCGAAUCUCGUGCCAACUUUCGACCAAUUAGCAGCAGCUUUUUAAAUGAUAAGGUGAAGCUGGAUAAGGACUGCACGGAUGAGGAUCGCGAACCGAAUCUGGCGGGCCUGGUGCCCGACUAUGAUUUGCAACUGUUUCGCGAGGCUCAAGCACAAGCUUCGGAGCGAAUAGAGGAUGAACUCAAGGAUCUGCCCGUUGGCAAGGGCAUCAAAUACAUCAGCAUGGGCAAGUACAAGAUGAAGGUGUGGUAUCAAUCGCCCUAUCCCGAUGAUGCUGCCCGCCUGCCCAAAAUGUAUAUCUGUGAGUUUUGUCUGCGCUAUCAGAAAUCCGAGACGGGCAUCAAACGUCAUGCCCAGAAAUGCGUCUGGCGUCAUCCGCCAGGCGAUGAAAUCUAUCGCAAGGGCAAACUGCAGGUGUGGCAAGUGGAUGGCAAACGUUACAAGCAAUACUGUCAGCAUCUUUGUCUGCUGGCCAAGUUCUUUUUGGACCACAAAACAUUGUACUACGAUGUGGAGCCAUUUUUGUUCUAUAUCAUGACGUUGGCCGAUGUCGAUGGCUGUCACAUUGUCGGAUACUUUAGCAAGCAUAUUCCAUUCCUGCAGGAAAAGAACUCGUUCUAUAAUGUUUCGUGCAUUCUAACCUUGCCCCCAUAUCAGCGCAAAGGCUACGGCAGACUGCUCAUCGAUUUCAGUUAUCUGCUAACCCGUGUAGAGGGCAAAAUUGGUUCGCCAGAGAAGCCGCUGUCCGAUCUGGGACUCAUCUCAUAUCGCUCCUACUGGAAGGAUGUCCUGCUCGACUAUCUCUGCAACCGUUCCGGUAACACGCUCUGCAUCAAGGAUGUAUCACAGGAAAUGGCCAUCUACUCGUAUGAUAUUGUGAGCACGCUGCAGGCUCUGGGCAUGAUGAAAUACUGGAAAGGCAAACACAUAGUUUUAAAGAAGCAGGAUGUGCUGGAUGAGUAUGAAGAGCGAGUGAAGCGACGCGGGACGUUUCCCAAAAUCGAUGACUCCUGUUUGCGCUGGCAGCCCUUUAUACCGAUUCAGCCGAGCGAAUCGCCAUAACCACGUGGCUGGAAGCACGCCCCAGCGUGCUUUGUGGAGUCAUCCUAAAUUGAUUAAGACAACAAGAGAUAUAGUGCUUAGUAUUUGUAUUUUUGUUGGUAGUUAAUUGAUAGUAACAUUACGUAUAGUGCAAAUUCCUCAAACUUUGAUUCCGACUUAAAUAUACUCGAGAUGCGAACUAGCUU